CUCGAGGAGCGAAGGAGAGCAAUAUGGAGGAAAUCUCAGAGAUGGAAGCCGAAUCGCAAGUGUACAUGGCAUGCAUCAUGCAAGGUCAUAGAAUUGGAAUGGCAUAUUAUGAUUCUAGUGCCUGUCAACUGUUUGUUAUGGAAGCUUGGGAAGAUGGACAUGGCGACUUUCCUUUAGUUGAUCUUGUGAAAUAUCAAGUGAAACCCUCAAUCAUAUAUGCAAGCACUAAAACUGAAGAAUCUCUGCUGUCUGCUUUACAACGAGGAGGUGGAAGGGAUACAACUGAAGUGAAACUCAUGCGAAGCUCAAUAUUUAGCUAUGAACAAGCAUGGCAUAGGUUGUUAUAUCUAAGAAUUGCAGGGAUGGAUGAUGGACUGAAUGUCAGGGAGAGAAUUUGCUUUCUUAACUCUAUGAUGGAUUUAGGAAGUGAGGUCCAAGUUCGUGCUGGUGGGGGGCUUCUUGCUAUCCUAGAGAACGAGAGGCUUGUCGAUACUUUUGAACAAAAGGAAUGUGGUAACACAUCAAUCACCAUUGAACGUGUUACACAAAUCUCACUAGACAAAUUUCUUAAGCUUGAUGCCGCUGCGCACGAGGCCUUGCAGAUAUUCCAGAUUGACAAGCACCCAAGUCAUAUGGGAAUUGGCCGGGCGAAGGAAGGGUUCUCAGUUUUUGGGAUGUUCAGCAAGUGCGUCACACCAAUGGGAAGGCGGCUCCUGAAGUUGUGGUUCUUGCGCCCCAUUCUUGAUGUUGCCAUUUUAAAUUAUCGCCUCAAUAUGAUAUCUUUCUUCCUUUGUUGUGAAGAAGUGAUGUCUGCUUUACGUGAAACUUUGAAGUCUGUACGGGAUGUUCCACACAUGCUUAAGAAAUUCAACUCCCCAAGUGCUAUAUGCACAAGUGGUGAUUGGAGUUCAUUUCUGAAGAGCAUAUGUUCUCUAUUGCACAUUAACAAGAUCUUUGAAGUAGGAAUUUCUGAGUACCUGCAGGAACGAUUGGACUAUUUGAACUUAGAUAUUGUUGAGAAGGCUAAUAUAUGCAUUUCAAUGGAUCUGGUUUUUGUCUUUGACCUGGUCACAGGUGUGAUUGACAUUCAGCGGAACAAGGAUAAAGGAUAUGAGACAUUGGUUAAACAUGGCUUCUGCGAUGAGUUGGAUGAGCUGAGAAUAAUAUAUGAGGAAUUGCCAGAUUUUCUAGAACAGGUGUCAUCUGUUGAAAAUGCAUCCAUUCCUUUGCUAAAUGGAAGUAGAAAAGCCCCCUGUAUUGUUUAUGUACACCAGAUAGGAUUCCUGAUGUGCAUUUUUGACCAACAAAUUGACGAUUGUACUCUGGAAAAACUUCAAGGUUUUGAAUUUGCAUUUUCAGAAGAUGGCGAUGAGAAGAAAUUCUUCUAUCAUACUGCAAAGACCAGGGAGUUGGACAACCUUCUUGGAGAUAUCUAUCAUAAAAUUCUUGAUAUGGAGAGGGCAAUUGUUAGGGAUUUGGUGUCUCGUGUGCUUCAAUUUGCUCCUCAACUAAUUAGGGCUGUAGAUUUUGCAGCAGAACUUGACUGCCUUUUGUCAUUAUCGCUGGUUGCUCUUCAAAACAAUUAUGUGAGACCCAUUUUGACUGAAGAUUCAUUGAUUGAUAUACAAAAUGGCAGACAUGUUUUACAAGAAAUGACAGUGGACACUUUUGUUCCAAACGACACAAAAAUUCUCAAUGAUGGUAGAAUAAACAUCAUAACUGGCCCUAAUUUUUCAGGGAAAAGCAUCUAUGUUAAACAGGUGGCUUUGAUUGUUUUCCUUUCUCAUGUUGGAAGUUUUGUACCAGCAGAUGCGGCUAUUGUGGGGAUGACCGAUAGGAUAUUUUGUGCAAUGGGAAGCAAGUUUAUGACUGCUGAACAGUCAACAUUUAUGAUUGAUCUUCAUCAAGUAGGGAUGAUGCUUCGGCAUGCAACAUCGCGUUCUUUGUGUUUGUUGGAUGAAUUUGGGAAAGGCACUCUUACAGAAGAUGGCAUUGGGCUGCUGGGAGGAGCUAUAAAUCAUUUUGUUAGCUGUGAAUAUCCUCCAAUGGUUCUAUUGUGUACACACUUGGUGGAGAUUUUUAAUGGGUGUUACCUACCUAAGUCUGAGAAUAUCAAGGUUUACACCAUGAGCAUUCUACGACCUGACAACAACUGCACAAAUAUUGAGGACAUCAUCUUCUUAUACAGGCUUGUGCCUGGACACUCACUUCUGAGCUAUGGAUUGCAUUGUGCACGACUUGCUGGUGUGCCUGAAGAGGUGGUUGAACGGGCCAGUUUAAUUUUGGAAACAGCGAAGUUGAAUAAGCCAAUAGACCGAUUGCUCGGCCAAAACAUUUUGGCUAAAGAUCAGCAAUACAAGGAUGCUGUUGAGAAGAUGCUGACUUUUGAUGCUCAGAAAGGUGAUCUCAACCUGUUCUUUCAAGAAAUUUUCCCUCCAGAGCCCUAGUCCCGUGUCUAAUAUUUUCAAGUGGCUGCGAUAAGUUGUAAAAAUUACUUACACGCUAGCUGUUUGGUAGAAAAUAUAUCGUUCAAUAUGUAAUUUCAUUCCAGUUUAUUUGAAGCCAGGAAGUUUUUUUAUUGUUUGGAUACCAGAUGAUGAAUUUCCCUGAUAUAUGGGCCGGA
Molecule: messenger RNA, 2623 nt
Organism: Dioscorea cayenensis subsp. rotundata (Guinea yam)
Lineage: Eukaryota; Viridiplantae; Streptophyta; Magnoliopsida; Dioscoreales; Dioscoreaceae
Product: DNA mismatch repair protein MSH5
Exons: 34
Coding region: 24-2447 (807 amino acids)
Biological process (GO): mismatch repair; chiasma assembly
Cellular component (GO): nucleus
Molecular function (GO): mismatched DNA binding; ATP binding; ATP-dependent DNA damage sensor activity
Source: RefSeq, a predicted model, not a curated record